AUGGAAACUGGAGAACCGUCACUACCAAAAAAAGCUAGAGCUGGAUAUCUGCAAUGGACAUCUCAAGAGAGUCAAUUGUUGAUGCGCCUUCUAGUUGAUGGUAUCAGGCGGGGAUGGCGUGAUUCAAAUGGCUCCAUGACCAAAACAACAGUCGAGGCGAAGAUAUUACCGGUUCUAAACAAACAGCUUCGAUGCAAUAAGAGUUACAAGCAUUACACAAAUCGAAUGAAAUCUUUGAGAAAAGAAUAUAAUGGUUAUGCUGAGCUUUUGCGAUGUAGCUCUGGUUUUGGCUGGGACCCUAUCACAAAACGAUUCACAGCUCCAGAUGAAGUAUGGAAAGAAUAUUUUAAGGGACAUCCAAACUCUGAAAAUAUGCGGGACAACACUUUUGAAGAUUUUGAAGACUUACAAAUCAUUUUUGAAAGUGCUACAGCAAGGGGAAACAACUCAUUUGGACUCGGUGAUGAUGCAAAUGCUGAAGCUUUUGAAGUUGAGAAUGAUUUUCAAGAAAAAGAAGAUGAGAUUCAUACAGAGAAUGUCUAA
Brassica rapa (field mustard) is the source of this 543-nucleotide messenger RNA. RefSeq lists its product as uncharacterized. Lineage: Eukaryota; Viridiplantae; Streptophyta; Magnoliopsida; Brassicales; Brassicaceae. The record is from RefSeq and is a predicted model, not a curated record.